Entamoeba histolytica HM-1:IMSS is the source of this 1725-nucleotide messenger RNA. RefSeq lists its product as uncharacterized. Lineage: Eukaryota; Evosea; Mastigamoebida; Endamoebidae. The transcript has a single exon. Bases 1 to 1725 code for a protein of 574 amino acids. The record is from RefSeq and is a predicted model, not a curated record.
AUGAAACACACUUUAAAUAUUGAUUCAAUUCAACAAGUCGCUCUAUAUUUUGAAACCAUAGAUGAUUAUAAAAAUAUUAUUCUUUCUUCAAAGAAGUUUCAACAUUUACUUGAAUAUUUUAAAUCAAAUCCAAUACCAUUAAAUGAUGAAACAAUAAAAUUCUUUCCUAACAUAAACACUUAUAACUUAUUUUCUUUACAAGACACUUUCUAUGAGUCUUUAUCUUCUUUGAAGAUUUGUUUUUACUGUAGAAUUUCAUAUCAAAGGAGUUUGAAAGAAAUAAAAAAAGGAAAUACAUGUAAAUUUAUUUAUUAUUCAAAAGAAGAUAAAAAGAAAUUUGGAGAUAUUCUACCAUCUCAAGUUAAGAAAAUUGGUAAAGAGUGUUAUUGUAAUAGUCCUUCUUUAUCAAUUUUCGAAGUUCCUUAUUCGAUUGUUGAAAUUGGAGAUAAAUCAUUUAUGAAUUGUACUUCAUUAACUUCAAUUGUUCUUUCUUCUUCAAUAACAAGACUCUGUAAUUAUACUUUUCAUAAGUGCAUAUCCCUUAAAAAAAUAAAACUCCCUCAAUCCUUAAAACAUAUUGGAUAUAAUUGUUUCUCCGGAUGUUCCUCUUUAAAUUCAAUUCAAUUACCAGAAAUGUUACUUUCAAUUGGUGAUUAUUGUUUUGAUUUUUGCGUUAAUUUGACUUCAUUAGCUAUUCCUUCUUCAAUAACUUAUUUUGGGAUUCAAUGCUUUUGUAAUUGUUCUUCUCUUAAAUCAUUAUCAAUACCUUCAAAUUUAACUUCAUUCAAUAGACAACAAUUUUAUGGUUGUUCUUCUUUAGAAGAAAUUAAUGUCCCUGCUCCUUAUUGGAUUGUUGGAAAACAUCUUUUUUUCAAUAAAAUGAAACUUGUAGGUUGUGAAUUGCCUUCUACUAUUAAUUCAAUCAAUAAAAUCCCAGUUGCAUUUGAUAUGAAUCAGACUUCAUUUGAAGUACCAACUGAGGUCAAAUCCUUUGGAAAUAAAUGUUUUCAAGAUGAACAUUCUCUGAGGUCAAUAAGUAUUAAAAAGUUUAUUGACCGUUUAGACAAUUAUUGUUUUGAAGGAUGUUUAUUAGUCACAUCAAUUUCUCUCCCAUCUACAAUUAAGGUGAUUGAAAAUGGUUGUUUUUGUGGAUGUAUUUCAUUAAAAGAGAUUAACAUUCCUUCUUCAUUAACUCGAUUAGGAGAUUAUUGUUUCUACCGUUGUUCUUCUUUAAGUGCUGUAAGUCUUCCUUCUUCAUUAAAAGUAAUUCCAUAUCAAUGUUUUAGUGGAUGUUCUUCUUUAACAUCAAUUGAUUUACCUCAAGGAGUCUUGAAGUUAUCUGACCAAUCAUUUAAAGACUGUGCAACACUUCAAUCAAUUAAUAUUCCAUCUACAAUAACAAAAAUAGAAGUUGGUUGUUUUAAUAAUUGUUUACGACUUUCAGAAGUAUCUUUCUAUUCUCCAAUUCAAAAAAUUCCUGAUUUUUGUUUUUCUAAUUGUAUUUCUUUACAAACAAUUACUCUUCCUUUGUCUGUUAUUUCUAUUGGAAAUAGAAGUUUUUGUAACUGUGUUAAGUUACAAUCGAUUCAAAUCCCCUCCUUAACUACCUCUCUUGGAAAUGACUGUUUUACAAAUUGCUCUUCUCUUGUAUCUCUUGGGUCAUUGCCAAAGAACGCUAUCUUAGGAGAUGACUGUUUCUUUGGUUGUGAAAAGUUAUUUUAUUAG